Molecule: messenger RNA, 3221 nt
Organism: Phalacrocorax carbo (great cormorant)
Lineage: Eukaryota; Metazoa; Chordata; Aves; Suliformes; Phalacrocoracidae
Source: RefSeq, a predicted model, not a curated record
CUGGCCAUUCUCCUUGGAUCACCGCACUCCUGGAAAGUUUACAGUUACAGAAUAAGGUGAAUAAUCAGAAUUUUUUUUCUCUACAGACGCUCUCAUAUUUCCACAUGUGUUUUCAGACAGAAAGGAUUAAAAUCCUAUUUGUGUGUGCAAACAAAUAAAUAUGCAUGUCUCACUGUGCGUGUCUGCAGUACUUGGGAGCGGUGGACCGUGGCAGGCAGCACAGCCAGUUUCACAGAGAACAUUUCUGACAGGACAGCACAGUGCAUAUGGAAAAAAUUAGCAGAACUGAAUUUUAACAGGAAGCGCUAAAAAGCUGUUUUCUCUUUUUUUUUUUUUUUUUCUUUUUAAAAUUUUGCCCUUUAAAGAUAAAAGGAAACAAGUUCAGCUGUUGGGUUUACAAUUUAAAAUGUUGAUUUUACAGUGUUCUGCCUUUAAGAGAAUUCAAGCAAUUCCUAUUCAAAUUCAAACACCACCGUUUUGUGGCUGCGUGUGUUAUCGUAUAUAACCAUAAUGGGCUAAAGAAAUUAAAGAGGAGCUCUCUGUAUCCAUAUGGCAACUGCGAGAUUCCCUUGCAUUUCACAGGCACAGCCCCGUGGGAUUCCCGGUCAUGGGAAAGGCUUUACAAAGCUCCUGUUUCUCUUUCCCUUGCAGCAGGGGACGUGCCAUGGCAUAGCAUGCCUGCUCUUCACCCCACGUGCUAUGCCCUUCCCCAACAGCUCCGACCUCAGCCCGUCCUCCUUCGUCCUGGCCAGCAUCCCGGGGCUGGAGGCUGCCCAUUUCUGGAUGGCGAUCCUGCUGUGCUCCAUGUACGUCCUGGCGGUCGCAGGCAACUGCGCGGUGCUGCUCAUUGUGAAGACGGAGCCCAGCCUGCAUGCUCCCAUGUACUUCUUCCUCUGCAUGCUGGCUGCCAUCGACCUGGCCUUGUCCACGUCCACGGUGCCACGCAUUCUCUCCUUCUACUGGUUCAACACCAGGGAGAUCAGCUUCGGCGCUUGCCUUGUCCAGAUGUUCCUCAUCCACACCCUCUCAGCCAUCGAGUCCACUGUCCUCCUGGCCAUGGCCGUGGACCGGUAUGUGGCCAUCUGCCACCCGCUGAGACACGCUGCCAUCCUCACCAACACUGCGACAGUGAAAAUAGGGCUGGCAGCCUUGGCCAGGGGAGUUCUCUUCUUCCUGCCUUUGCCUUUGCUCCUCCUGCCCCUUCCCUUCUGCAGCUCGCGGGUGCUGUCACACUCCUUCUGCCUGCACCAGGACGUGAUGAACCUGGCCUGCGCCAACACCACCCCCAGCAUGGUGUACGGCCUCACCGCCAUCCUGCUGGUCAUGGGGCUGGACGCCGUCCUCAUCUGCCUCUCCUACAUCCUCAUCCUCAAGGCUGUCUUGCGGCUGGCAUUGUGGAAGGAGAGGCUCAAGGUGUUCAGCACCUGCAUUGCCCACAUCUGUGUGGUCCUGGCCUUCUACGUGCCCCUGAUCGGGCUGUCCGUGGUGCACAGAUUUGGGAAGGGCCUGGCUCCACUGGUCCACAUCACCAUGGGGAACAUCUACAUCCUGGUGCCUGCUGUGCUCAACCCCAUCAUCUAUGGGGUGAGGACCAGACAGAUACAGAGGAGGAUCCUGAAAUUAAUUAACAUAUACAACAACAGAACUUUCCAGUGACCUGUCUAGGCUGCUGUCUCCCGUAUCCUCAGACCAGCUCAUCUUGUUUCACACUUUGGUACAGGGCACCUAGCACAUGGCAGGAGACUCUGAGGUGCUACCACAAGGCAAAAAGUAAACAGCAAUUGUAAACGCCUCCCAAGAGUGUUUACCCUCACCAAACUUGGAGAGAAUCUACUUCCAUGAUCUAAACCCAACCCUGACCCAGCAGGUAGCCAAGGGGAAGGAAAAGUGGCUCAGUAAACUGAUAAAGGUGCCUUGACGUUGCACUUCUUUGUUCCCACCUCACCCGUAACAAUGGCAGAACUGAGUGAAUGCUACGGUGGUUUUUGAAUGAUUUAGUUCACUCAGCGUUUCUGCUUGUGGCAUGGUCACUUUCCAAAACCAUUGUAGCAGAAGUUUUGCCAGAAACUUUGGCUGUAGCAACAAUCUCUAAGUAAAAUAAUUACAGCAAGUGACAUUAUAGAUGCAGAAAUGCACUUCAGAAGAAGCCCUCCACCUCUGUGGCCGCGUUCUGAUGUUCAGUCAAGACACCUCAGCCUCCUUGUAGCAAAUGCUCUGGAAAAAUUUCAGACUCAGAGUUAUUGGUAGCAAUCAUAAAAAUUAUUUCAAUUAAUAAUUAUAUUCAAUAAAAUGACAACAUCUCAAGAGAAAAAAAAAAAAGCAAGUUAUAAAUGUUAGUGAUACUUCCAAGCUGAAGUAAGUGCUAUUUCCAAGUCAAAGGUGUUUCAUACCUCUGAAUUCACACCUGCUUGGUAUUCGAAGAAGUUAUAAAUUAAGUUCAAGGUCUUCAGCUUUCAAGCUUUUUUUAUACUUCCUAGGUAUUCCCCAUGAAACAGAGCACGUGACAGCCUUUCCUUAAUUUAUUCUCAUGACUCUACCGGUGGGACACUACAGCAAAACUCUUCUAGUACAAUGAAAGCCGACAAGUCUUAGGCCCAAUGAAGGUCUGAAAGCAAACUGCAUUCAUCACAGAACCACAGAGUGGCCGAGGUUGGAGGCACCUCUGAAGGCCACCUUGUCCAACCCCCCCUGCUCAAGCAGGGCCAGCUAGAGCCAGUUGCCUAGGGCUGUGUCCAGACAGAUUUUUGAAUAUCUCUAAGGACGGAGACUCCACUUCAUAUUUUGGAAAAAGGUUAAAGAUCCUGGGAAAGGAUGUUGUACAGUAGGAUUUUACAAAGAAACAUGCAGGUUUGAAGAGCGUUCACUCCUGUUUUUUUGCCUAAUGUUCUUUGUCUGUUUAAAAAUAAACAUGUUUCUUUAUAAAUAGAAAGGAAAAAUCAAUCUCUUCUUUUCCCUCUCAGUUUAAACUCUUACCUUGCUGGUUAUCAUUAAUUGUGGCCUUCCUCCCUGAGGUGAUUGCAUUGCCAUGCACAGGGACGUGUUUGCUGUUCCCCCUGCAACAGCCCCGGGGAUUCCUCCAGGGAGAGGUGCCGGGGGGUGCGAGCUCUAACUUGAACACACCGGCCUGCCCUACACAAGGGAGUUGUGCACAAAGCCUUGCACAGAUCACUAGAGCAGCCCCAGGUACGAUUAAGAAGGACGAUCUAUCCUCCAUCAGGUGG